Messenger RNA from Theobroma umbraticum, 5813 nucleotides. Its product is annotated as Duplicated homeodomain-like superfamily protein. Lineage: Eukaryota; Viridiplantae; Streptophyta; Magnoliopsida; Malvales; Malvaceae. The record is from RefSeq and is a predicted model, not a curated record.
UCUCACUUCUCUUUCUCUCUCAAGGCUUUCUUUGUCCCUUAUCGGCUUCACGUUCUCACUUUCUCGCCCCCACAGAUUUUUCUUCCCAAACAAACAUUAGACAGAGAAACCCAAGAAAACCCGAGGAAAUCCAAGAAAAUUCACUCUUUUCCGCUUUCUCUUUAAUUAUUCCGAUUAAGUAGAGAUAACCUUUCAAAAGCUGAAGAUCACCACCGAUACAACGCUGUUGGAUCCGGUUCACUGACGCCGCAAAAUACGGUUCGAGAAGAAGCGCUAGGUUUUUUCUAGGGUUUGGUAUUUUGUGGAAAAAGAAGAAAAACGGUGGCGUUUUGUUGGGGUGGUGCUGCCUCAUGCGAUUUGAUGCCGCCAGAACCGUUGCCUUGGGAUCGGAAGGAUUUUUACAAGGAGAGGAAGCACGAGAGGACGGAGUCGCAGCCACAGCAGCCGUCGACGGCUCGAUGGAGAGACUCGUCUUCUAUGUCGUCGUAUCCGCAUGGGUCCUUUAGAGAAUUCGCUCGUUGGGGAUCCGCUGACUUGCGUCGUCCACCUGGUCAUGGUAAGCAGGGCAGUUGGCACCUGUUUGCUGAAGAGAAUGGUGGUCAUGGGUAUAUGCCAUCCCGGUCAGGUGACAAGAUAUUGGAUGAUGAGAACUGCCGUCAGUCAGUUUCUCGUGGAGAUGGGAAAUAUAGCCGAAACAGCAGUAGGGAAAACAACAGAGGGUCUUAUAGCCAGAGAGAUUGGAGAGCUCAUUCUUGGGAAAUGAGCAAUGGGUCCCCAAACACCCCUGGAAGGCCUCAUGAUGUGAAUAAUGAACAGAGGUCAGUGGAUGAUAUGCUAACAUACCCUUCUCAUGCUCAUUCUGACUUUGUGAACACAUGGGAUCAGCUUCAUAAAGAGCAGCACGAUAAUAAGACAAGUGGUGUUAAUGGGUUGGGCACAGGACUGAGAUGUGAGAGAGAAAACUCAGUAGGCUCGAUGGAUUGGAAGCCUCUUAAGUGGAGCCGUUCUGGAAGCUUGUCUUCACGGGGUUCGGGCUUUAGCCAUUCAAGUAGCUCAAAGAGCUUAGGUGGUGUAGAUUCUGGCGAAGGGAAGCCUGAGUUACAACAGAAAAAUUUGACCCCAGUCCAGUCCCCUUCUGGAGAUGCAGCAGCCUGCGUCACAUCUGCUGCACCUUCUGAUGAGACAAUGUCAAGAAAGAAACCACGCCUUGGAUGGGGUGAGGGUCUUGCAAAAUAUGAGAAAAAGAAAGUUGAAGGCCCUGAUACAAGCAUGAAUAGAGGUGUGGCUACAAUAUCUGUUGGUAAUACAGAACCUAACAAUUCCCUCAGUUCAAACUUGGCAGAUAAGAGCCCCAGAGUUCUUGGAUUUUCUGAUUGUGCUUCUCCUGCAACUCCCUCAUCUGUUGCUUGCAGUUCCUCACCAGGUGUAGAAGAGAAAUCAUUUGGCAAAGCUGCAAAUAUUGAUAAUGAUAUUAGUAAUUUAUGUGGUUCUCCAAGUCUUGGGUCUCAAAAUCAGCUGGAAGGGCCUUCUUUUAAUUUAGAGAAAGUGGAUAUGAACUCGAUUAUUAAUAUGGGAUCUUCACUUGUUGAUUUGCUUCAAUCUGAUGAUCCAAGUACAGUGGAUUCUAGUUUUGUUCGGUCUACUGCUUUGAAUAAGUUGCUACUAUGGAAAGGUGAUGUUUUGAAGGCAUUGGAAAUGACUGAAUCUGAAAUUGAUUCACUUGAAAAUGAGCUUAAGUCGUUGAAAGCGAACUCUGGAAGCAGAUAUCCAUGCCCAGCAACAUCCAGUUCUCUUCCUGUUGAGGAAAAUGGAAGAGCCUGUGAGGAACUGGAAGCCAUAUCCAGUAUGAUCCCUCGACCUGCUCCUUUGAAAAUUGAUCCUUGUGGUGAUGCUCUUGAGGAGAAGGUGCCUCUUUGUAAUGGUGUCUUGGAAGAAGUUAAUGCUGAUGCAAAGGAUGGGGAUCUUGAUAGUCCUGGAACGGCUACAUCUAAAUUUGUGGAACCAUCAUCUUUGGACAAAGCAGUUUCUCCAUCUGAUGUUAAGCUUCAUGAAUGUUCUGGUGAUUUGGGCACUGCUCAAUUGACAACAAUGGGGGAGGUGAAUUUAGCUCCUGGUUCAAAUAAUGAUGGGACUGGUGUGCCCAAUUCUGGGGAAGGGAGUGGGCUUGAAAAGAUUGAUAAUGAUGUGCAUGUUCCAGAACCUUCAAGCACUGUUGCUGACACAGAAAAUAUGAUGUAUGAUGUAAUAUUGGCUACCAAUAAGGAAUUGGCAAAUAGUGCUUCUAAAGUAUUUAAUAACUUAUUGCCAAAAGAUUGGUGUAGCAUUGAGAUUUCUGAAAUUGCCAAUGGUGCAUGUUGGCAGACUGAUUCUUUAAUCAGGGAAAAAAUUGUAAAGCGGAAGCAGUGUGUAAGGUUUAAGGAGAGAGUUUUGACUCUUAAGUUUAAAGCAUUUCAACAUGCGUGGAAAGAAGAUAUACAUUCACCUUCGAUAAGAAAAUAUCGUGCAAAGUCGCAGAAGAAAUAUGAACUGAGCUUACGUUCAACGCUUGGUGGCUGCCAAAAGCAUCGGUCCUCCAUUCGUUCUCGACUCACUUCUCCUGCAGGAAAUCUGAGCCUGGAACCUAAUGUAGAGAUGAUUAAUUUUGUGAGCAAACUGCUUUCAGAUUCCCAUGUCAGGCUCUACAGGAAUGCUUUGAAGAUGCCAGCAUUAUUUUUGGAUGAGAAAGAGAAGCAGGUUUCUAGGUUUAUCUCUAGUAAUGGAUUAGUUGAAGAUCCAUGUGCUGUUGAGAAGGAAAGAACUUUGAUCAAUCCCUGGACAUCUGAAGAGAAGGAGAUUUUUAUGGAUAAGUUGGCUGCGUUUGGGAAGGACUUCAGAAAAAUUGCCUCCUUUCUUGAUCAUAAGACAACUGCAGACUGUGUUGAGUUCUAUUACAAAAACCACAAAUCUGAAUGUUUUGAGAAAACAAAGAAGAAGCUUGAUCUGAGUAAGCAAGGGAAGUCAACUGCUAAUACCUACUUGUUGACAUCAGGGAAAAAAUGGAGCCGUGAAUUGAAUGCUGCCUCCCUAGAUGUUCUGGGUGAAGCUUCAGUUAUAGCAGCUCAUGCAGAAAGUGGCAUGCGAAAUCGGCAGACAUCUUCUGGUAGGAUCUUUUUGGGAGGGCGUUUUGAUUCUAAAGCAUCACGAGUUGAUGAUAGCAUUGUAGAAAGGUCAAGCAGUUUUGAUGUUAUUGGGAAUGAUCGAGAAACCGUAGCUGCUGAUGUUCUAGCAGGGAUAUGUGGUUCGUUGUCUUCAGAGGCAAUGAGUUCUUGUAUCACUAGUUCUGCCGACCCUGGAGAGAGUUACCAACGUGAGUGGAAGUGCCAAAAAGUUGAUUCUGUGGUCAAAAGGCCUUCAACAUCUGAUGUCAUUCAGAAUAUAGAUGAUGAUACUUGUUCAGAUGAGAGUUGUGGGGAAAUGGAUCCUGCCGAUUGGACAGAUGAGGAAAAAUCUGUCUUUAUACAGGCUGUUUCGUCUUAUGGUAAGGAUUUUGCGAUGAUCUCACGAUGUGUUGGAACAAGAUCCAGGGAUCAAUGCAAGGUUUUCUUUAGUAAGGCUCGCAAAUGCCUUGGACUGGACUUGAUACAGCCAAGAACAAGAAACAUGGGAACACCAAUGAGUGAUGAUGCCAAUGGUGGUGGGAGUGAUGUUGAGGAUGCUUGUGUCCUGGAGAGCUCAGUUGUUUGCAGUGAUAAGUUGGGCUCUAAAGUGGAGGACUUGCCUUCCACUAUUGUGAGCAUGAAUGUGGAUGAAUCUGAUCCUACUGGGGAAGUCAGUUUGCAGACUGACCUGAAUGUAUUGGAGGAAAACAAUGGGGCUCUAUUAAAUCAUAGAGAUUCUGAGGUAGUGGAAACUAUGGUGUCUGAUGUGGGCCAGCCUGAGCCAAUUUGUGAAAGUGGUGGUGAUAUGAAUGUUGGUAGCAACAAGACUGAGUCAGUGGAGGUCCAGAAAAGUGUUGCUUUGGCCAAUCUAAAUGCAGGAAGAAAGCAAGCGGCCGAACAGGGUGUUACUGUUGCAGUACCAGCAUCUGUUCGGGAGGCUGUUGAUCCUUGCCCUCCUAGUUUAGUUGCUGUGGUUGAGCCUAUAUCAGUUGCUGGUUGUGCUCCUGAGGGGUUUGGAGAUGAUUUGAAGGCACAGGAAACUUCAUUGGGCAAAAAUGGCUUGGAUGAACCUGAUAUAAAAUGCAGUGCAGAGACUAGCAGUCAAAGUAUCUCUAGGCUAGAUUCAAAUAAAACUAGUGAUGAGUCCAUCGAUAAAAGUUCUUGUUCAGGUUUUAGCGUCAACACUAAAGGCCUGCAUCGAGAUCCUCUUGACUUGGACUCUGCUGAAAAGGCUUCUGCAGUAUUACUGCCAAAGAAAAACUCUUCUGCUACAGAUUCUGCAUUGCAUGAUUCCGAUGCCUUGCAAUGUGAGAAAGUAUGCAACCAAGAUAGAUUGUCAUCAACACUUGAUUAUCAGGAGAAUGAAGACAAAGAGGCUCACAAAUCUGUGAGUGGAGAUGAGUCUGACCGCUUGUCAGGAAAGCCGGUAGUGAAUCUUACUGAAUCUUACCAGAUUCUAAGGGGUUAUCCCGUGCAAGUUUCAACUGUGAAAGAAAUGAAUGGUGAUGUCAGUCGUAGUCAGCUUCCUGAAGUUAAAAGCCUUUCUAUGUUGGAAAGGGGUGUUACCGGUCCAUAUUUGGCUCAGGAUUGUCAUCUUCAGAAGUGUAAUAGUUCGAAAUCAGUGGCUGAGCUUCCACUCCUGGUGCAAAACUUGGAAAAGGCAAAUGAGCAUCCAAAGUCCCAUUCACGGAGUAUGUCAGAUACAGAAAAACCUUGCAGGAAUGGCAAUGUCAAGCUGUUUGGUCAAAUACUCAAUUCUAGUUCCCAAGAUGAUGACAAGGUAGCCCAUUUUCCAAAACAGACCACGAAAUCAUCAAAUUUGAAAUUCACAGGUCACAAUAAUGUUGAUGGAAAUACGUCUUUUUCAAAGUUUGACCGAAAUAAUUAUCAUGCGUCGGAAAAUGUUCCCAAGAGGAGUUAUGGAUUCUGGGAUGGGAACAGGAUACAAACUGGGUUGUCAUCUUUGCCUGACUCUGCUAUCUUAGUGGCCAAGUACCCUGCUGCAUUUGUCAACUAUCCUUCAUCCUCAUCCCAAAUGGAGCAGCAGGCGUUGCAGACUGUCGUUCGGAGUAAUGAGCGAAACUUGAAUGGUGUGUCAGUUUACCCCCCAAGGGAAAUAAGCAGCAACAACGGGGUGGUGGAUUAUCAAGUGUACAGGGGGCGUGAUUGUACCAAGGUGGCACCAUUUACUGUGGAUAUGAAGCAGCGGCAAGAAAUGUUCUCGGAGAUGCAAAGACGAAAUAGGUUCGAUGCAAUCCCUAAUUUACAGCAGCAGGGAAGGGGAGGAAUGGUUGGAAUGAACGUUGUGGGGAGAGGUGGGGUAAUUGUAGGGGGACCUAGUAUUUCAGAUCCAGUAGCAGUACUUAGAAUGCAGUAUGCGAAAACGGAGCAGUACGGCGGGCAGAGUGGGAGUAUCGGCAGGGAAGAAGAGUCAUGGAGAGGUAAGGGGGACAUAGGCAGGUAGUAGGACGCAACCCUCUGGCGGCAAACAUUUCUUUGCUGCUCUCUGUAUAAUAGUUUUGUAUUUGUUUUAAUGAAAAAAUGAUAGGGCAGUGGACGGUUCUGAAGUGUCCCGUCUUUUUGGUAAUAUAUUUUAGGUGCUUUGUAAUAUUCCAGCAGCCUUGUAUUUGUUGUAUUUGAUGGAAAAUACACAAAAAUAAUCUGUUCAAAGGCCAA